UUUAAUUAUUUUUAAAAAAGUAUGAUAUAUUCUUUCUAGGAAGCAAAACAAAAAUAUCUUAAUAACACUUAACAAAGGUGUUAUUAUACAAAAAUGAUACCAUUCACGAAGGUGUUUACAUUUUUUUAACAAUUGAAAUGCCUCACAUUAUAAUCCCCUAUUACUAUUUUUUCCCCAUUUUUGUUUGUUUAAUUUUAUUUCUACAAUGUGCCGUUAGCCAAUAAACAAUGAUCCGCAUUUUGGACACCCUUGAUAUACAGUGUAUAAAUUAUAUAAAUGCACUUGGAAACAGUAGUGUUUUAUUUUAUUUUUGCCCUUAAAUUCAUAAAGUUGCUGCAUCAUUUAAGAUUUAAGAUUGCAUGUGUACACCAGUAAAUAGUAGAGUAACUUUUACUACAUUUUAUAUCAGUUGCUUUUUUUUUAUUUGAGAAGGGUUUUACACCUGUGCUUCAAUAGAAUUGCAGCAACGUAAACGCGCUUGUAUUUUAGUAGGGUUUCCACCACUGAUCUGUAUUAUAUAUCUGGAUAGCUCAUUGGCGAUGACUUGUGAAGCCACACGGCCGCCAUAUUGCCACUCGCAAGAAACACUUCUCAGACAAUGACUUAUGUGAGGACUUGUGAGUUAUUAAGUCUGUUGUUAGUUUGUUACUCACUCACACUAAAUGCUGAAGACUAACCUUGCACAACAGGUGUGCUUGAGCUUAGUCAUUAGGACUCGGGUAUGAUCAUUUUUAAAAAUUCUGUCGAUACCGUACCAUACCUGAGUCAUAACAGCUUUACAUAGGGGGCCGUGGGGGAUAUGUAAACAAACAACCGCGACUAGACUACUAAGUAAUUUGCGUUUUAUUCAAAUAUAAAAAAAUACGUUUUUUGUUUACCCGAGACAAUGUUUAUAUAUUAUUACAUAUUACAUAUUAUUCCUGUGGUUUUUGUUAAAACAUGUUUCUAUAUCAGAAAAGAGGUUAUUUCUAUUUCAUAACACAAACAAAAAAAAUCAGCAAAAUGUUAAAUUAUUUUAAAACUUGUCCAAAGUCACUCUCUUUUAUGAUUCAUAUUUUGUACAGACGAGAGCAUAGUGAAUUGUAUGAAAGUAAGAAAAAAAAGUAAAGGCUCAUGAUCGUGGAUAUGCAGUUAAAAUUAAAAUCUCUUUCUAGAGGAGUAAAACUAUGCAUUGCUAUAGGGGAGUGCUGAGCCAAGGGGCAGAGUAGAAUUUUGUCCCAAAGGCAAUGAGAAUUGGAAGGGGGAAAAGUACAUUUAAUAUAGCCAAAAGAUAGAGAAUAACGUAUCAAAUCGUUUUUAAGGGACGAAGGUUGCGUUAAUUGAAGGAAUGGGAGACUCUCCCCGCUUUUUAAUGUAAAAUAUAGAUGUUCUGCGAGCCUCUUCAUCUGCUUUGUACACUAUGUACGCUGUGCCAAUGUAGUCGAGAUGUGAGUGGUAAGAUGGCGUCUCUGUGGCUUCAGCGGCUUGCACGGCGGCUUGCGACAUAUGAGCUAUCCAAAUAUACUGUAUUAUACAGAUCAGUGGUUUCCACCUGUGCUUGCUAGCCUGGACACAGGUGGAAUGUAGGUGCAUUUCUCGCGAUAGAAUCUAUGGAAUGUUUUUUUUUUCAUCGCCGCCACAAAGCCCCUGCUCACCGUAAUGACAUCGUCUCUUCAGAUAAAUAACGUGCCCGUCUUCCUCGUAUGGAUUAACACCAACACAAACAAAAACAAAAAGUGACGUCUUGUAGAAAACACUUUCUGUAUUUUUUAAAGAAAUUAUUCAUCGUGUUGGCAGAGUGACGCAAUAAGUGGCAAUGAAGAUGAGUCGUGUUACACAGUGCCAUGGAUAAGCCCUUUGACCCAGAAGUCAAGUUUAAGUCCAGCAUAGGCACAGCCCCAUCUGGACCAGUGGUGGUGGCCAGAGGACAAUGGUCCAGCAAAAUUGAGUUCCUCUUGGCUGUUGCAGGACAAAUCAUUGGACUUGGAAACGUGUGGAGGUUUCCCUACCUGUGCUACAAAAAUGGAGGAGGUGUGUUCUUUAUCCCUUAUAUACUCUUCCUUUUCACCUGCGGCAUCCCUCUGUUUCUGCUGGAGACGUCUUUGGGCCAGUACACCAAACAGGGCUCCAUUACCUGCUGGAAGAAAAUCUGUCCCCUCUUUGAAGGGAUGGGUUAUGGAAGUCAAGUUGUAGUGUUGUACUCCAGCAUCUAUUACAUCAUCAUACUGGCAUGGGCCUUCUUGUACCUCUUCUCUUCCUUCAGCUCUGAGCUUCCAUGGGCAAGCUGCAGAAACAACUGGAACACUGAGUCGUGUAUGGAGUUCAGUCAGAGACGUGUUCUCAACUGGACAGUGGCAGAAAACGCAACAUCACCUGUGAGGGAGUUUUGGGAGAGGAGAGUACUGAACGUGACAGGAAGUGUCAGUGAGUUGGGAGGAAUGCGAUGGGAGCUAGCUCUUUGUCUUCUCUUGUCUUGGAUCGUCUGUUACUUCUGUGUGUGGAAAGGAGUCAAGUCCACUGGAAAGGUUGUGUACUUCACCGCCACAUUUCCAUAUCUGAUGCUUGCUGUGCUGCUUGUCCGUGGACUCACGUUACCCGGGGCCUUAAAUGGCAUCAAGUUUUACCUCUACCCAGACCCAUCCCGCCUGAGUGAUCCUCAGGUCUGGAUGGACGCUGGCACGCAAAUAUUUUAUUCCUACGCUAUUUGCAUCGGCUGCUUGACGGCACUUGGCAGUUACAACAAGUACAACAAUAACUGCUACAAGGACUGUGUCUACCUGUGUCUCCUGAACAGCGGGACCAGCUUUGUGGCCGGCUUUGCCAUCUUCUCGGUUCUUGGAUUCAUGGCUUACGAGCAGAACACAGAAAUAUCCAAAGUAGCUGAAUCAGGUCCUGGCCUGGCGUUCAUCGCCUACCCUCGAGCGGUGGCCAUGAUGCCCUUUCCUCAGAUUUGGGCCAUCUUCUUUUUCAUUAUGAUCAUCCUGCUGGGACUGGACAGUGAGUUUGUAGGUCUGGAAGCUCUCGUGACGGGCAUUUGUGACCUGAAACCUUCCUUCUUCCACAUCGGCCAUCGACGUAAACUCCUCCUACUCAUCAUAAGUGUUUUUUGUUUCCUCAUCGGCCUCGUAAUGGUCACUGAGGGUGGAUUGUACAUCUUCCAGCUGUUCGACUACUACGCCUGCAGCGGCAUGACUCUACUUCUCUUUGCCAUACUCCAGUCUGUGUGCGUUGGAUGGGUGUACGGAGCAGAUCGCUUUUAUGACAACAUUGAGGACAUGAUUGGUUACAGACCUUUCAGCCUGAUAAAAUAUUGCUUGAAAUACGUCACUCCAGUCAUCUGCAUGGGAACAUUUGUCUUCUCCUUGGUGAAAUAUCAACCACUGAAGUUCAACAACACUAUUGCUUAUCCAUGGUGGGGUUACGCUCUGGGCUGGUGGUUCACUCUGUCCUCCACACUCAAUGUUCCUUUCUGGAUGGUCUACAAAAUCAGCACCACUUCCGGGACACUUCGACAGCGGAUGGCCAUCCUUUGCACUCCAUCGGAAGAUCUUCCCUCGUCCAAAUCUGACAAGAAAGCACUUGAACUGCACAACUUGACGCCCAAAUCAGAUGUCAUAGUGUGAGAGGGAUACAACACCAAAGCACAACUUCAAUGGACCGCCACCUCUUCAUGUCAAGCCACACACAAAGACACACAAAGUACACUUGGGUUGGUCCAUUCCUAUCCUCCAAUAUUUGAUGGUUUACAUGAAUGGAAGAAAAAAAAUGGGCCAAGGAUUAAAUUAUUUUAUUUUACCACAGAAUGCAGCAGACCAUCCAUUUUCUAUACCGCUUCUUCCUCAUUAGGGUCGCGGUCGCGGGGGCAUGCUGGAGCCUGGAGUACACCCUGGACUGGUCGCCAGCCAGGGCACAUAUAGACAAACAACCAUUCACACUCACAUUCAUACCCAUGGGCAAUUUAGAGUCGCCAAUUAUUGGGAAUGUGGGAGGAAGCCGGAGUACCUGGAGAAAACCGACGCGCACACGGGGAAAACAUGCAAACUCCACACAGAAAUGCCCAGGGGAGAAUCGAACCCAGGUCUUCCCGAUCUCCAAGCUGUUACUGUGUUGGCCAACGUGCUAACCACUAGACCACCGUGUGGCCUGCAGCAGACCAGUAAUCAUAAAUUGCAUUUGAACCUAACAGUAAACGUUGUUGGUAGUAAAAUUCUAUAGCUCAAAAUUGUACUUCUAACUGCCUGGAUCAAGUUCUUCAUUUUAAGAUCAAAUUUAAGAGGCACGUCUGUUUUUGUCUUUUUUUUGUUAAUGUAUUUGUGUAGGUGCCAAUGAGAUGCCAUACAGAUCAGCUGUAUGCUACUACUACAUACUUGAGUGUUGACUAAAGCAAAAAAAUUGUGUUGGGUCCACACCAAUCGUAGAAUUUUUUUUUAUCAACCAUUUCGAUAAAUUAGUGCCUUAAAAAGCUCUGGUUCUUCCAGAAACGAAACAUUAUGCACCAUUUUCCACAUGUGUUGGAUCAUUCCUUAAGUGUGGUGUCUUCGAAGUGUGAGGCGGACGCCGGAAGACUACAGGGGAGCAGAGCACCUUGAGAAAAUUAAGAAAAAUGUCAAUUUUCAAUCCUGCCAAGGCAAAAUGAGUUGAAUUUUAGGUCCUACAGUAAGCGAGUAAACCGAAUCUACAGCGGUAAAGCGUAGGUCACAACCGGACAUACGGCAUUUUGGCGUUCCCCCAAUCACUACAUUUUCUUUUUGUGCUCAUGGAGAAUGUAGUUGUGGUGACCUUGAAGGAGUAAGAUCACCAUGCGCCCAACGCACAAGCUGUAGGUCGAAAUCCGAGUCUGCUCGGACAAACGGCUGUGGCUUCAUUUGUACAGCCAACGCAUGUAAGUUGAAAGACCAACGUCCGUCAAACUUGCAGUAAAAGUACUGACCUUGUGUUCCAUGCAGCCUUUGUACGAAGGUUGCAAGAACUACGCGCAAGCUGUACGUUGUGCUUACGAACGACAUGAGGCACCCCUGCAUCCUAAUAUACCUCAGAUACCGACUUACUCGACACGAAUGGAGCACGUACGAAAUAUUUGAACGUGCGUUGGUUGCACUAAUUAUGUAUGUGGGAUGCACAUGUGGCGCACGACACGCAUAUGGAGUCCGCAAGUGCGACGUACGAAAAAAAUUACAUUUUGCCAAAACCUGCCACCAGCAAAACGUGCAAAAGACACACAUUGGCCGCAAGGACGACGCACGAAGAUGUACAAAGUUUGUCUUACACACUGAAAAAAACCCAAGCGGCCAUAGAGUUUGUUUGACAUGACAAAGGACCUCUGCGGCCGGUCUGCAGCCAAUCUACGGCUCGAAAAUCAGCACGUCACACGCGCGCCCUCCGUGUGUUUCUUGAGUUUUUUUCACGUAGUCCGGCCGUAGGAGCACAUACGACCGCUUGUGACCUACUGUAUACUUAUGGGAGGCCCCAGUCUUUGCCACACUUUGAGAACCCCUGUCUUAAGUGGUCCAACAGUCCACAAAAAAGUCAUCAAAACGUGCUCGUAUCAAACACAUAACCCUGGCAGAGGUAACUAGAAUAAAAGCACACAAGGCCGGACAAUCCUAAAUUGCAUCAGUCCACCUUCAUACAUGUCUUUUGUCAUUAACAUUUAUUCACCACGAAAUUAAGGGAAAUGUUGAAAAAGUGCACAAAAAAAUCCUUUCUCUCUUGCAAACUGAGACAAAAUAUAUUUAAUCAUCAUUACCGUAUUGACACAAGUACAUAAGACGACCCUGAAUAAUGCAUAUGACACGUUCUUCGAACCUGCUGACUAAAGACCCAACAAGGACUAAAAUUUUAAAGUUGAGGUGUGCUCAAAAUGUGACAGUUUUUUGUAGAGUUCAAAUUAUGAUUGAUUAUGAUGAACAUUAAAAAUAGCUCCGAUACCAAUCAUUAAAAAAAAUGAUCCAAUGAGGCGAGAUUACCCAUACUGUGCAGGUGACCAAAUCAAGCGCUCCUUUUUUCUCCUGCCUGUGAUGUUAACGGCCUGUCGUAACUUCCCCUCACUUGUAAACAAACAUUCGCUUUCCGAGGAAGACAUUUUGCGUGCUAGUUGUAUCAAAUGCUCUGUGAUGAGAGGGGGAGAAAACAUGGACCACACAAAAAAACAGCAGCACUGGCAUUUGAAAUGUGCAAAAGGUUCGCCAGAGAUCUCCAUCACAUCCGCUGCUUGGAGCGUGUACCCGAAUACAGUGCACCUUGCUGGGCCACAGCAGGUGGCUCCCUCCGCUCUAUACUCUGGUUCUCCUGAUGUGGUAGUAGUAAUGUCAUGAUAUUUGAUUAGGACAAAUCAACAGGUACUGUACUUCUUACCUCCAGUAAGAAGUAAGUACAAACUACAGUUAAAUCAAAAUUUUUAAUUCUAAAUUUUAAAAAGUAGAUAUAAAAAAGUUAUCAGUUAUCGUUACCAUAUCAGUCUUGAGAAGCACAAAGUUAUCGGUGAAAAUAAAGAUCUUGUGCAUCUCUAAAAAAUACAUACUUUUUUACUAAUAAUAGGCAAUAUUGAACUAUGAAACAGCAAUAAUUGAUUUAUUUUUUUUUUUUAACUGUGAUAGAGUGAAGUCGUGAAAUUCGAAACACGAAGUGGCGAGGGACAAUACAAGACGGCCUCUCUUUUUCAGACUUUUUUUCUAAGGGAUAAAAUACUUAUGUUUGCGUCAGUGCGGUAUUGCUUAAGUGACAAAAUGUUGUUUAAAUUAUUUGUUUAUAGGGCAGUCCUGCUAAGAAACACAACCAAACACAUUAACUCCUUGAGGCGGUAAAUAGAACGGCACCCAGUGGAGUGCAGCCCUCCACCAAGGCUGAUAAAUUUUCACCAAAUGUACAGUAGAUCUUCAUAGAUACAAACAUAUCAUAUCUCAUAUCUUUUUUUUACAUAAAGUUUAGGACAUUUUUCACUGAGAAAUGUUUGAAUUUGUUUAAAAAAAAAAUACAAAAGAGAUCCAUGCCAUAUUUUAAAAGGUUCCUCAUUGCCUUGCUGGAGGCUAUAAGAAGAUAUGCUCCCUUUCUGAAUAGAGUCCUAAGGAAGUCAAGGCAUUUCUACAGUCAACAUGCACGUGAUCCUCACAGUCGCUCAGCUGGCAUUGAAGACGUGAUGAAUGGAAACAUAGUGACACUUCAUGGUGCAAACUUUUGGCUGUCAAGAGUCAGAGAGGAUAUAUUUGUAACCAUUAAAUGGAUUUAUUUUUUUUGACGUAGUUUUAGUUACACUCUUGUUACCGCCUUGUUUUUAUAAAGAUUCAAUUGAUUUGUGGAGUUUUUGUAUAAUUUUUUGCAUCUAAUUGACACGCGUGAUCUUUGUAUAACACGACAGUGCUGUGAUAUAAAACCUAAAUAAAUAAAAGGGCUGGAAUGGAAAUGUAUUGUUUUUUUUGUUUGUUUUUUUCCGUGGCAGAUGUCGAUGCCAUCAGAACAAUGUCCUUUCUUACAUUGUAUUCAUGUUGAGUAAAUUAUGAGAAGUAGAUAAAGCCUCUGUGAACGACUUUGUUAAUUUUUGUUUUGCUGCAGAGUUAAGUUGACAACAUUAUUUUAAAACUAAAAUAUCCAUAAAAGUUCCAAUUAACGCCACUAUUCAGUUAAGCACAGAGUCUCCUAUAGUCGCCGGCUAUGUGGUCUACAGAAGUGAAUAACCACAGUUUUGUUUUUGGCAAUUUUAAUCUUAGUCUUCUUAGAAUGAAGUUUUCUCUCCAGUUAUUACCUGCUUCCAAUCAGCACCC
Molecule: messenger RNA, 7736 nt
Organism: Dunckerocampus dactyliophorus (ringed pipefish)
Lineage: Eukaryota; Metazoa; Chordata; Actinopteri; Syngnathiformes; Syngnathidae
Product: sodium- and chloride-dependent GABA transporter 2-like
Exons: 15
Coding region: 1824-3602 (592 amino acids)
Biological process (GO): sodium ion transmembrane transport
Cellular component (GO): membrane
Source: RefSeq, a predicted model, not a curated record